Messenger RNA from Trichomonas vaginalis G3, 546 nucleotides. RefSeq names its product phage fiber proteins family. The coding region runs from base 1 to 546 and encodes 181 amino acids. The transcript has a single exon. Lineage: Eukaryota; Parabasalia; Trichomonadida; Trichomonadidae. The record is from RefSeq and is a predicted model, not a curated record.
AUGGAGUACAUGGGAAGCAAUAUAACAUACAACAAAGACAUAUACAGUGAGUUUAAGUACUACUGUGAACAGCAUGAGAUUGAAGUAAUGAGUAAAGGAGACUUUGAAACGCUUAUGAAAGACAGUGAGGAGGUCGUUCAUGAGAACAGUGAUGAAAUAGUUCAUGAGAACAGUGAGGAGGUCAUACAUGAGAACAGUGAUGAAAUAGUUCAUGAGAACAGUGAGGAGGUCAUACAUGAGAACAGUGAUGAAAUAGUUCAUGAGAACAGUGAGGAGGUCAUACAUGAGAACAGUGAUGAAAUAGUUCAUGAUGUCGUUCGUGAAGAAGCCAUUGCAACAAAGAAUGAGAUAAAGGAUUUCAUAGAACUUAACAAGGAGGAGUUUAAAGAAGGCUAUGAAGUGAAAAGAUGUGAAGAAGAUUUCUUGGCGUAUUUGAAGAAAAAGAGACUAAAGCCGAUGGCUCAAAAUAAGUUUCAAUCGAUGUUUGAAAAGAAACGUUUGAGCUAUGGUGGUGUAAGAAGCACAUAUUACUUUGUUAAGAAGUGA